AUGGCUCCCAUCGAGAAGAACGAACAACCCAAAUACCUGGAGGGCGACAUCAAGGCAUCGGCUCUCGAACUGAUUGGCAACACACCCCUCGUGGCAUUGGACCGCCUUUACACCGGGCCCGGACGCAUUUUGGCAAAAUGUGAGUUCAUGAAUCCUGGUGCAUCAAUCAAGUGCCGCUCAUCGUUGAGCAUGAUUAACCGUGCUAUUGCAUCUGGUGAGCUGAAGCCUGGUGAACCUGUGGUGGAAAUUACCUCCGGCAACCAAGGCUGCGGUCUGGCUGUGGUGUGCGCUGUGUUGGGACAUCCUCUGACGCUCGCCAUGUCCAAAGGUAACAGCGCUCAAAGGGCACUUCACAUGGAAGCUCUUGGCGCAAAAUGUGUUCGAGUAGAUCAAGUUGAAGGUACUUACGGAAAUGUAACUUACGCUGAUGUAAAAGCUGUUGAAGAGGUUGGCAUGAAAAUAGUGGAGGAACAGAAUGCAUACUUCGUUAAUCAAUUUCACAACGAGGCCAACGCUGAUGCUCACUACAAGAGCACGGGACCCGAGAUCUGGAAGCAGACAGGACACCACGUAGACGCUUUCGUAGCGACAGUGGGUACCUCUGGUACAUUUGCUGGCACCUCAAGGUAUCUGAAGGAGCAAAACCCUGACAUCAAGACAUAUGUCGUAGAACCGGCUGGUGCUGAAGCUAUCGCGGGAUGCCCAAUCACGAAACCUCUUCACUUGCUGCAGGGAUCAGGAUAUGGUUGGAUUCCUGAUUUGUUCAAAUUUGAGCAUAUGGAUGGCACAUUGAGUGUGACUGAUGAGGAGGCAGUAAAGUAUAUGAAGUUAGUCGGUGAGAAGGAAGGUCUGUACGUGGGCUACACUAGUGGGGCCAACGUGGCGGCUGCUGUCAAGUUGUUGGAGUCAGGGCUGAUCCCUGAGGACGCGUGGGUGGUGACCCUACUGAACGACACGGGUCUUAAAUACACACCUGUGCCUGAGGAGUUAUUCAAGUGA
Molecule: messenger RNA, 999 nt
Organism: Spodoptera littoralis (African cotton leafworm)
Lineage: Eukaryota; Metazoa; Arthropoda; Insecta; Lepidoptera; Noctuidae
Source: the annotation of a GenBank genome assembly